AUGGCUACGAUGAUGAUUGCUACGGCAAUCAUCUCGCCCACACUCGCUUUUGACAGCACAUUACCUCCACGAUUACCGGGUCUGUUACGGAGAGAAGACAACUCCUGCUCGGCAGUCGAUCCGAAAUUGCCCGGUAGCUUUUCCUGCCCGACAGGCAGCAACUGCGUAUCUCUGGACACCUCAUCCUCAGCACUCUGCUGCCCUGAAUCAAGCUCAUGCGACAACAUCCAAACGAUUUCGUGCGACGUUGCGGCACAAAAUGCUACGGCGCACCCAACGGCUGGGAUUUUUACAACAAGACUGGGCGAUAAACUGCCGACAUGUGGCACCAAGUGUUGCCCGUUCGGAUACAAUUGCGUGACGGACGGGGUUGGAAAUUCAGUGUGCAACAUCAUCAAGAACACCAGCAUCGUCGGAAAGACGGACCCUUCAUCCGGCAAUGCGUCAAGCUCGUCAACAACCACCUCGUCCGCAGCGAAGACAGCCACUUCGACAGCUUCGACAACAAGUUCGACAGCCAGCCCUAGUGCAAUCAGUGCCUCAGCUGCUCAAGCCACCCCACGAUGCAACAAAUUCCCGAUUGGCGUGUUCUUGGCAGGUCUGUUUCCCGGCAUGUUCGUGGGGGCGUUCCUGAUGCUUGGCUGGGUGAUUUGUAGUGGAAGACACCGCAAACCCAGCUCUCGAAGCUCCACCGGCUCGUCCAUCUCCUACAAACCCACCAUAUCAGACCCUAUCCCAAUGGCUGGUGGUGGCGGGUUAAGAACAGACUUUCUGCGCAAGACCACUGACCGAGCCAAGUCCAUGUUCUCUACCCAUGGCAACCGCAACAGCGAGCAGUAUGUCAACAACUGGAAAAUGCCAACACCACCAGUUCCAAACAACGUCCCAGUCGCCGCGACUGGCGUACCUGUGACGCCGGAGCGAAGACUUCCGCUCGAUUCAGACACGGAAAGCAUCAAAGUCUUCUCCCCACCUAGCACAACCAUGCGACCACCCAACCCUGCGCACAUCGCACCUUUGAGAGGCAUGGCUACUCAGCGACUACCGUUCCAGAAUACCACCAACAACAUGGGCAGUCCGUUCCAGACCCCUCCUACCAAUAGUGCCACCACUAAUCCCAACAGAAUGAGCGCUACACUGCGGAAUGAGCGCGGCGUCAGCGUCUUCUCCGAAGUGUCGGCGGAGAACGACGGCCCGACACUGACGCCGGCGCGGUAUGACGGUGGUGGUGGCGGUGGCUUCAAUCCCUCAAAGAGAACAGAAGUCAGCCGGCCCAAUACCACUUUCACGGAAAUGCUGCACGAGGCAGGAUUCCCUGAUCCCAUGAACGGCACGCCGGCCGUGCCGAAGGUCCCUGAGGGAUAUACCGGGAAGAAUCGUUUCUGA
Cladophialophora yegresii CBS 114405 is the source of this 1386-nucleotide messenger RNA. RefSeq lists its product as uncharacterized. Bases 1 to 1386 code for a protein of 461 amino acids. The record is from RefSeq and is a predicted model, not a curated record. The transcript has a single exon. NCBI's taxonomy places the organism in Eukaryota, Fungi, Ascomycota, Eurotiomycetes, Chaetothyriales, Herpotrichiellaceae.